Messenger RNA from Salvelinus fontinalis (brook trout), 2569 nucleotides. Its product is annotated as unconventional prefoldin RPB5 interactor 1-like. Gene Ontology annotation, molecular function: transcription corepressor activity; chromatin binding; phosphatase inhibitor activity. Gene Ontology annotation, biological process: negative regulation of phosphatase activity; negative regulation of transcription by RNA polymerase II. The transcript is spliced from 10 exons. NCBI's taxonomy places the organism in Eukaryota, Metazoa, Chordata, Actinopteri, Salmoniformes, Salmonidae. Bases 312 to 1826 code for a protein of 504 amino acids. The record is from RefSeq and is a predicted model, not a curated record.
CAUUUUACCCAGAGUACACCGGGAAACAGACAGGGGAACAUGGCGCAUGGUCGAUGAGGAGGACGCUGAACAUUUAGGAUUAUAUUACGUGGAUAUUUUUGAGAUCAUGCUGAAAUCCUAAAAUGAGAGUGUGAAAUGGUCUCACUUCCGAAGUCUUGGAUAUCUAUCACUGCCCCUUUGAUGAAUAAGAGGAAAACGCGUCUCAGGAAUACCUGCAAUUGUAUUCAUAAACAUUUCUUUAGGACUUACAACCCCUGAGCGUUGUUUUGGAUUCACAAACGUCACAUUUCAUUUGAUUAUUACAUAGGAAGAUGGCUGAGAGAAAUAAAAGGAACAUAGAGGUCCUACAAGGAGUUGGCAGACUUCGAGUGGAGCAUAAGAAGGUGGUGAAAGGCUGUGAAGUUCAGAUCCAGCACUGGGAGAAGGUAAAAGGUGACUAUGAAGCCCUUGAGGAUCAACUCAAAACUCUUCCAGAUGAGGUGUCCUAUGACAUCAUGGUGCCAUUUGGCCCUUUGGCAUUCAUGCCUGGGAAGCUGGUCCAUACCAAUGAGAUCACUGUGCUACUGGGAGACAACUGGUUUGCCAAGUGCUCUGCCAAGCAGGCCCAGAAACUCUUGGAGCACAGGAAGAAAUAUGUAACGAGUGCGCUGGAUGACUUGCACAAGACGACAAAGAACUUUGAAGCCAGAGUUGGGUUCACAGAGGAUCUAGAAAAGCUCUCAGGCGCUAAAGGGGACUAUGUGGACAUCAGAGAAGAGGUUAGAAGUAUUGAAGAAUUUGUGAGCAAAGGAAAGCAGCGUGUGGCCCUUAAGCCCCACUCUAAGCCCAAAAUGGAGGCUAUUGUGAAGAUGGAGGAGGAGGGUGGAGAGGGAGAGGGAGAGGGAGAUGGAGAUGGAGGGAGUAGGAGAGGAGUGCUGUCUGAGGAGGAGCUGUGGGCCAGACUGGAUGAGCUGGAAGCAAAGGAGAAGCUUGAGGAGGAGCAUGACCGACACUUUGGAAGUGCAGACACCAACGGCAAUGAGGACACAACAUCCUCUUCCUCUGAGGAAGAGAAGGAGGGAGAUGGUGGCGGCCAUCAUCGCGUCAACGGACAUGACGAGAGGAGUGAAGGCAAGAUGACUGUGCCUCACAACAGUGGCCAAGUUAACGGUACAACCAGGGACAGGGAGGAGGAGGAAGACAAGGGUGAGGAGGAGGAAGGCAACGGUUUGCCUACCAUCUAUUUCUCUCAUACGGUGGAACCCAAGAAGGUGAGGAUAAACACAGGGAAGAACACCAUGUUGAAGUUCAGUGAGCUGAAAGAACAGAAGCAGCAAGCCAAGAGGAAAAAGAAGAACGGCACCAGCAACGGUCACUCUCACCACGGGCUCCACAACAUCACCACGCCCACAGACAUCUACAAGUUGUUUGUGGAUGUGAAGAAUGGCGAGCCCAUCCCCAGGAAGUCCAUCCUAAAGUCCCGGAGCAGAGAGAACAGCGGGUGUAGCGACACCAGCGAGAGCAGCGCUGCCGACUUCGAAGAGCGCAGGACGUUCGGACGCUCCCUGAGCCACGACGAGAACACGUGCAGUGACACCAGCGAUGGCAUCACCGAGGAGGACAGCCCCACCGGGAACCCUCUACACCCCAUCAGACGCUUCGAGGCCUUUUCAUGCACAGUGGUGGAGAAGGAGCCUAUUCCCUCGUCGAUCCCCCACCUAACCAUCGCCCCUCCAGCUCUGCCCACUAUCCCAGAGCGGAAGCUGGAGGAGGUAGCUCCCGAAGCACCCCGGGAGGCCCCUAAGCGGGUGUCCAAGUUCAAAGCUGCCCGGCUGCAGCAGAAGUGACCCUGCAAAGCCAUUCUCCAGGAUCCACACUACUGGCUCCUUUUUAACAUAGAUUUUCUACUCCAGCACUUUGAGCUGGACAGACUGUGAAGCCUCCCUAAUAUCUGCCAUGUCUCUUCUUUUUUUUGUCAUCACUCUUCAAGCCUCUCUUCUUCUCUUUCAUAAAGCUCUUCCUGUUAGUACACAGGGUAUCUAUUACAGUAUGACUAUUCUAUAAGAGGCAGUACUCUGUAAGAGAAGCAUAGCAUUGCUUAGAACGCAGCCCAAUGCCCUUACCUUUACCCAUUUACCUGCCUUGUAAGGAACAUCAAGCUUUUGUUGCUAAGUAAGCACUUCAUUGCAAUAUGUAUUUAAGUCAAGAGGUUGUUUAUUUAGAGCCCUCAUCCUCCAACAUUAUGGCACUACACUAGUCCACAGUGCCUAUGUGCUCAUUUUAUGGUGGUUGCUUUCGUGUCAGUGUCUUGACAAGGCUAGGGGUUUACCACUCUAUUUGUUUGAUCCAUCAUUUUGCCUGCUAUGCUAAAAACGACAUGUUCUGCGUCAUUUCUUUUUUUCCUUUUUUCUUUUCUAUUAUUAUUCUACACAGUGUCAUAUGCUGACUGCCCUUUAUUGUCCCCAAUCCCCUUGUACCUGCCUAAUGCCCACCUCUGUGACCAGCUUUAUGUCAGAAUAAAUAUUGUUGUAAACUGGAAGGAAAAUAAAAGAUUUUUGGGGAGAAGUCACGUGUUACUCCCAUUUGGGUA